Labrus mixtus (cuckoo wrasse) is the source of this 2246-nucleotide messenger RNA. RefSeq names its product tyrosine hydroxylase (gene th). Gene Ontology annotation, molecular function: tyrosine 3-monooxygenase activity; iron ion binding. The coding region runs from base 76 to 1629 and encodes 517 amino acids. Lineage: Eukaryota; Metazoa; Chordata; Actinopteri; Labriformes; Labridae. Gene Ontology annotation, cellular component: perikaryon; cytoplasm; axon. The record is from RefSeq and is a predicted model, not a curated record. Gene Ontology annotation, biological process: dopamine biosynthetic process from tyrosine. The transcript is spliced from 14 exons.
UACACGGUCUGAGUGCACAGCACAACUGCGCUGUUUCUUCUCUCACGGACAAAACAAAGACUUCUGCGCGUAAAGAUGCCGCUUUCAAGCAGCUCCACGUCCUCCACAAAGAGCAUCCGCAGAACUGGAUCCGAGCUGGAGAGGUCUGACUCUGUCACGGUUUACCUCGACUGCAUUGGUGUUCUAAUGCGCAUUUGGAGAUGUAAAGCGCUUCCAUCAAAUAUCCAAAGAGAUGACCAAAAGUCUCAGAGAUUCCACGGCAGGCGGCAGAGCUUGAUCGAGGACGCGCGCAAGGAGAGAGAAGCCGCCGCUGCAGCGGCAGAAGCGGCGGAGGCCACCGAGCAGAUCGUGUUUGAGGAGGACGAUGGAAAGGCUCUGCUCAACGUCUUCUUCUUUUUAAGGAGCUCAAAGACACCGGCUUUGUCGCGGACACUCAAAGUUUUCGAGACAUUUGAAGCUCAUAUUCAUCAUCUGGAGACACGACCACGUCAGAAGCCGAAGGAUAGCCUGGAGGGCCUGGAGUACUUUGUCCGCUGUGAGGUUCACCUGUCAGACGUCAAUACUCUUAUCAGCUCCAUCAAGAGGAACGCAGAGGACGUUAAAACCACCAAAGAAGUCAAAUUUCAUUGGUUCCCAAAGAAAAUUGCAGAUUUGGAUAAAUGUCAUCAUUUGGUCACAAAAUUUGAUCCAGACUUGGAUCAAGACCAUCCUGGUUACACAGACCCUGCUUACAGACAGAGGAGGAGGAUCAUUGGAGACAUCGCCUUCAGAUACAGACACGGGGAGACGAUUCCCAGAGUCGAGUACACAGAGGAGGAGAUUGGCACGUGGAGGGAAGUUUACUCCACCUUGAGGGACUUGUACACCACCCAUGCCUGCAUUGAGUACCUCGAGGCCUUCCGUCUGCUGGAAAGGUAUUGUGGGUACAGUCCAGACAACAUCCCUCAGCUGGAAGAUGUGUCUAACUUCAUCAAAGAGCGUACAGGGUUCAUUCUGCGCCCAGUUGCAGGUCUCCUCUCAGCCAGAGAUUUCCUGGCCAGUUUGGCAUUCCGGGUUUUCCAGUGCACCCAGUACAUCCGACACGCCUCCUCUCCUAUGCACUCCCCAGAGCCUGACUGUGUCCAUGAGCUGUUGGGACAUGUCCCCAUGCUGGCUGACCGCACUUUUGCUCAGUUUUCACAGAACCUCGGCCUGGCAUCACUUGGAGCAUCAGAUGAAGAUAUAGAGAAGCUGUCCACACUGUACUGGUUCACGGUGGAGUAUGGCUUAUGUAAACAGAAUGGGGAGGUGAAAGCUUACGGAGCUGGACUGUUGUCAUCUUAUGGAGAACUUGUGCACUCACUGUCUGAUGAGCCAGAAACGAGGGAGUUUCAUCCUGAGGUUGCGGCAUUGCAGCCCUAUCAGGACCAGACCUACCAGCCUGUCUACUUUGUUUCUGAGAGUUUCUCAGAUGCUAAGGAGAAAUUCAGGGGGUACGUGACCGGAAUCAAGCGUCCCUUCUCGGUGAGGUUCGAUCCAUACACCAGCAGCAUUGAGGUUCUGGACAACCCCCUGAAGAUCCAAGGCUGCCUGGAGGGCGUGAAGGAUGAGCUGAAGAUGCUGACAGAUGCCCUCAGUGUUCUGUCAUGAUGACGUCCCAUCUGUGAACAUGUUGUCUGCUUCCUCUCCGCCCCUCGACCCCUUGAUCAGACCAUUGUGUUCCUCUUUCUGUGCUGUACCUCCAGUCUGAUGCUGUUUCUGAUCAGUUGUUACUUGUUGUUCCUGACUGGUUGGCCGACAAGGUUGCAACCCUUGAAAACACAUGCAAGUGAAGGCAAAGUUUCCAAAGAUGUUUCACUUCUCGCUGGGUUUGUGAAAAGAUGAGAUUUUACUGACAUUUAUGCUUGUGUCAAUGUCUGAACCAAAAAUAAAGGGAACCAUGAUAAUGAAUGUAUUAAAGAUAAUUAAAUGUGUAUGAUAAAGCUGUUUUAAAAUAUAAGAAACACAAUCUAAAAAUAAGGAUAACAUUUAUUUUAAAUCAUGUUUAUUUCAUUUAGAAAAAAAUAACUGCUGUGUAACAACCUGCUGUGUUUCUUUUAACAUAAUUCAGCAUUUGAUUAAACAUUUGCUGAUUCAUUUGUUUUGAUGUUUCUUUUGUCUGACAGUGUAAAUGCAUAAUAAAUAUAAAAACACAGUUUGUCAUGUCAUGUAAUGAUACAUUUGUCUAAAUCAAAAGAAUCAGCCAAAAAUAAAGAGUAUCAAAUUAA